AUGUCGCUCAACCCGUUCUUCCGUCCGAGACCCCACACUCUCGUGGGUGAAAUGAUGAGAGAUAUGGCCAGAAUGGACCCGUUCGUCGACCGAAUCGAUCAAUUUUCUGCUGGCUCGGAGGUGAGCUCUUCUUUUCAGACUUGCAACAGGCCGGACCGGACUGAAAUGAUAAUUUUCAUACGCCCGGCCCGGAAAAAUCAGGAAAUUCGACGUGAAACUUAAUUUUUUAAAUUCCAACUGUCCUAAACUCAACUUUCUUUUUCUUUUCCACAAUAACUCAUCAAAUGUUUUUCAGAUUGUCAACAAUUCGGAAAAGUUCGCCGUCAAUCUGUCCGUUUCGCAGUUCAAACCGGAAGAGUUGAAGAUCAAUUUGGACGGAAGAAAGCUGACGAUCGAAGGGGAGCAGGAGGAGGAAACGGAGCACGGAUACUCGAAGAAGUCCUUCUCCAGAAUCAUUCUGAUGCCCGAAGACGUCGACUUGGCGAGCGUUGUCUCGAAUCUCACCAAGGACGGAAACCUUUCGAUUGAAGGGAAGAAGGCGGAGAGCAUUCAGGGAAGAUCCAUUCCCAUUCAGCAAGCCGUCGAGAAUAAGUCUUCUAAAUAA
This is a messenger RNA of Caenorhabditis sp. 36 PRJEB53466, 604 nucleotides long. The record is from the annotation of a GenBank genome assembly. NCBI's taxonomy places the organism in Eukaryota, Metazoa, Nematoda, Chromadorea, Rhabditida, Rhabditidae.